Cutaneotrichosporon cavernicola is the source of this 591-nucleotide messenger RNA. RefSeq lists its product as uncharacterized. Bases 1 to 591 code for a protein of 196 amino acids. The transcript has a single exon. The record is from RefSeq and is a predicted model, not a curated record. NCBI's taxonomy places the organism in Eukaryota, Fungi, Basidiomycota, Tremellomycetes, Trichosporonales, Trichosporonaceae.
AUGGAGUUCGCCUUCCAGAAUAGCGCCGCUCCCCAGACUGUCACGCUCUCCCCGGAAAUCACACUCGAGGUCCUCGCCACUCGCGGCCUCGCAAUCCACAACGGGGAGCUAGUCAUCAUGGCGGAUCCGUCACGCAGUUCCACCUUCGACUCUGGUAUUGGUGACGGUUUUGACGACCCGGUCGCGAACCGUGAUGCGGAUAACUACAUCACCGACACGGACCUGAUGGACGUCGAUGACUUGAUCGAUGACAAUAGCGGUAUGACGGAAACGGCGAUUCACCUCCCAUCCGGGCGCGCCGGAAGACUCUUCACGGAACUCCUAAAUCUGACCGAUGAGAUUGAGGGUCUCGUGAAUAUGACGAUGGAGGGUCUCGUGAAUAUGUCGAUGGAGGGUCUCGCGAAUAUGUCGAUGGAGCAUCAUGCGCUUCUGGAAGUGGAGUCUCCCAUGCUGCAUUGCCGGGAACAGGCACUCGUCGCCACAGAUCGCCGUCUCCAGGAGGCAAUCGAGAAUAUGGUUGAAACUGCCCUCCUCCAGAACACGAUCACGGGCCCAGAGGUGUCGGCGGCGAAGGCUGAAGAGCUCCAUUAA